Messenger RNA from Synchiropus splendidus (mandarinfish), 3202 nucleotides. RefSeq names its product kelch-like family, member 42 (gene klhl42). Gene Ontology annotation, molecular function: protein binding. The transcript has 3 exons. The coding region runs from base 327 to 1748 and encodes 473 amino acids. The record is from RefSeq and is a predicted model, not a curated record. NCBI's taxonomy places the organism in Eukaryota, Metazoa, Chordata, Actinopteri, Syngnathiformes, Callionymidae.
ACGUAAACAGUUAAAAUCUGACAGUUCGAUUUUACACAACGACGCGAGUUCAACAUGUUGUAAAUAGACUGUUUUCGUGCGGAAAACAAAUCUAAACUAACCCACAAAUUACUUUUGUUAGCGUUCAAGGUGUUGAGAAAACUUUUGGUGGUUGCGUGAAGGAGGAAAACACAUUUUGAUGGUUAGCUUGCUCGCUAACAAAAGUGCAUCCAUGGGCUGAGCAUGACCAUAUAUAGAGCGCUCCGACUUCCAUCGCUGCUGAGAUGUGAACUCGGGCCAGAUACAGGGCAACAAACAUCACGUCGUCUGACUGCACCAGUCCAGCCAUGUCAUCGGACCACAACAUCGCCAUUGUCAUGGAUGACAAGAUCUAUGAGGUGAAUAAAAGAAAGCUGAUCGAGAAGAGCGACUACUUCCGUGCACUGUACAGCUCCGGCAUGAAGGAGUCAACAGAGGACUCCGUGCAGCUGCAAGGGCUCAGUGUCCUCGGUCUGGAACUUGUCCUGGAGUUCAUCAACACAUCUAAGGUCCAGAUUGUGAACGAGACCCUGGAGGACUUGAUCGAAGCCGCCUCCUUCUUGCAAGUCACCUCCAUCCCCAAACUGCUGACAUCAGAAAUCCGACUGGACAACUGUGUGGAACUCUUCACUCUCUCUGAAGUCUAUGGGACUCAUGAGCUUAAAAACGCUUGUCUGAAAUACAUGAGCUGUUACUAUCACCCCAUGUUGAGGAGGUCUGAGUUCAGCAGUCUGCCAUCAGAAGUGAAAGACAAAGUCAAAGAUAUGCGCAUGUCGGGCACUGCUACCUUGGUGGCUAUUGGAGACUUCACCUGUCUCUCCCUGGACCGCACAGACCGUGAAGAACCCUGGUCCAUGUUAAGGUAUGGAGAACUGGAGCAACGAUGGAAACCGCUUGUAAACAACCUACCACUGGAUAUAAUCAAGAUUAGAGGCUACAGUUCUGCUGUUUUGGACAACUACCUUUUCAUAGCAGGAGGUUACAGGUACACCAGCCAGGAGAUCUCUGCGGUGCACUGCUACAACCCCUGCAGAAAUGAGUGGAGCGAGGUAGCUGCUCUCAACCAGAAGAGGUCGAACUUCAAGCUACUUGCAGUUCAGGGGCGGUUAUAUGCUGUUGGGGGUCAACGUCUGGGAACAGUGGAGUGUUACAGUCCAGAGCAGGACUGGUGGACCUGUGUGUCGUCUAUGCCUGAUCCACUGGUCGAAUUUUCUGCCUGUGAAUGUCAGGGGAUGAUCUAUGUCAUGGGUGGAUACACUGCAAGAGACAGAAACACCAGCCUUCUUCGGUACUGCCCGUCCUCGGACACAUGGACUGUAUUCCGCUCCUGCUCUGCUCACAUCAGAAAGCAACAGAUGUUCUCGGUGGAGGACACCAUCUACCUGGUGGGUGGAUACACGCACCAGCUAGAGCCAUUCCAACACCGUGAUCGACGGCUUAGCCAGCUGGAGGACGUCCUCACAGUCCAGUCCUACAGUGUGACCACGGGCGACUGGACCAUGUUAAAGGAGAACAUGUACAAGUCAGGCCUGAACCUGACGUGCACCCUGCAUAACGAUGGCAUCUACAUCAUGAGUCGGGACUUCAGCCUGCCCACGAGCCUGGAGCAUCGCGUUUUCCUCAAGUACAACAUCUUUUCUGACUCGUGGGAGAGCUUCAGACGCUUUCCUGCUCUGGGUCAGAACAUGCUGCUGCUCUCACUGUACCUUCCAAAUAUGCUCUCAUCAUAACACACCAUAGCUGCCGUGCCUCAUCCUUUUCUUCACACGUUCUCUAGAAACACACACACACACGAAUAGACCUGAAGAACAACUGUAACUUCACAGGUCAGAUGAUGUUUACACAUUAAAAUGGCACUUGUUUGCUAAUGUUCUCAUGAUUCACGAUUAACUGUUAAUCCAACAUGUGACUUAAACUCAGGGGGAAAACCAGCAGUUUUUGGGAGAAGUGGGUGUAGGGAAUAUUUACCUAAUAUUUCUAUACAUUUUUACGAAAUAAUUUUUCAAAAAUAUUUAAUUUCAUGUGUGAUGAAACAACCUGAGAAUAUAUAUAUAUAUAUAUAUAUAUAUAUAUAUAUAUAUAUAUACACACACACAACAAAAGCCCUUGUUGUUGAAUUUCCACAUUGUGGGAAGAAUAAAGGCUCCCUGUUCUAAUCUAAUCUAAUCUAGUACUGACAAGGUAUGCUGCAGAAAGAUGUGCUCCAUGUAGAUAAAUGAGAUAUAGUAUAAAAUACUUCACUUCUCACUGAGCUUCCACACUGAAAAGUGACCAGGAGUCUAGUAACACCACUUGACUGUGCAUAACAGACGUCUAUUAAUGGCUUUGGUUUUACACUGCCGGUUUGUGGAACAGAACUUGCCACUAAAGAGUUGGGUGACCUUAUGAGGGGAUCGGAGCGAGAUUACAGGAUCAUGCCGGUGUUUUGGAAGCUUCAGCUAUGGUUUCAUUUGUUGUGAAGGCGACCAUGGAGCUGGUAUUUGGGGAAUUAUCCAUGACAGACAUUCUUAUUUUGAGUGUGGAUCGUUAUUGACAUCAUCAUCCAAUAACUAUGGUAAUUACCUCGACAUGACACAGCUAGUCACACCUCUCAUGAUCUAUUGAAUGGACAGUUAAUGUGACUAAAUGCCAUACGAAGACAAUUACGACUCUCACAGUGUCAGAACCCACUGCUGUCUGCUUGGUGCUUCCCAUAUGUCACAGAUAAUGCAACCCUCCACACAACUGUUGGACAUUUGAACCGGGGACAUUUUAAUUGGGCAUUCCACAGCUCUAUUAUGCUGCAAGGAAGCCUUCAUGAAUUCUUUAACUUCUCCUUAGAGACUCUACAUCAGUGGAAGACAGUUCCACUGAGGUGCAAUAGACUUGCUAGUUUAAAUACCCAAGUCUCAUAGUAUUUUUGUCCUACUAUGACAAUUUGCAAUGCAUUAAGUGCCUCAAAGUGAAAAGUUUGAUACCUUUUCAUCCGUUUUAUGCUCAUGAUUUGCAGACUAUUUAUUCUUCUUCUAUGUGUUUUACGUUUUACGUUACCUUCACGUUUGGUGUUAAUGGUGAACAGUUUUUGGUGUGUUUUUGACACUUGAGAAAUAAAGAACGGCAAUUAAGGUGCAUGUUUUAACGAAUAGCUUGGAAGUGUUCCGAUAUUUUUUAUCAAUAUUAUAUCACUCUUCACUGACUUCAAUGA